AAAUAUUCGUUGAACACACAACAAAAUAAAAAUAAACAAAAAAAAUAAUAAUGACUUCUAUAAUACAACCGGAAACUUUCAUACCGCAGGCUCAGGGCGUUGAAUCAGCCAUUCCGAUAUGGCUUAAGUUGGACUGGAGCCCGGAAAUAGAGCAGGGCAUCUAUAAGGACUGGGGAACGUAUUACAGCCGCCGGCGGAGGGAGAAUCUUGGCAUGUACUACUUUGACAAGGCCCUCAAACUAGCACCUGCAGAUUUUACGACUCUGUAUCGUCGUAGUCAGAGUAAAAGGAAAAAUGCCUUGACUGAAAGUGCCCUUAAGGACAGUUUGGAGGCAAAGCGACUAUUAACAAAUUUGCAACGUAGUGAUGCACCGAUUAAUUUGGAAGUCUGCGAUGCACUCUAUGAAUUGAAUCAGUUGGAAAAUUCCAUGGCCGAGCUUUACAAUAACACACGGCUGUUCAUUGGUAAUAAAUCCAAAAUGUUCGACCACCGUCUAGUUGUGGUGGAAGAAAAUAUUGAAGAUUCCUGUGGUCCAUCCAUGACUCAGUUUAUAUCGGAAAAUGAAAAGCUUAUAGUGCAAUUAAAGGAGGAACUAAACAAGUAUAAAGAAGAUACCAGGCCACUUUGGAAAAUACUAAAGGAACAGGAAAAAUGCGAUGUUCUGAGCAUUCCGGAAAUCGAAGAUGAAAUGCUUUCGCCCCUUGAAAUUGCAAGGCGAAGUCGUGCAUUCGAUGUGUUCAACCAAAUGUUCAUAGAUAGGUCAUGGCACGAUGUCAUAUUUCUAAAACAUGUUCGAAAGAAUCCGAAUUUGCUGUUGGAUCAGUGUAAAAACAGCAAUGAGUAUUUGAAGACUCUCACUAUGAAGAAAUAUGACGAGAUCAAACAUUUUUUGAAAAUGCUGGAAGCCCGUAGCCCAAUGUACAAUAUCCGCUACCAAAAGUUCACAAACAAGAAAUUAAUGGACAAAUUUCGGCAAGAAUAUCUUUAUCGAGUUCAAUACCAAACUAGUCGUAAUAUGAAAACUGCGCUGAGAAGUAUUAAAUAUCUUCGAAAUAAUAAAAACUUAAUGAAACUGUCCAGUUACGUGGAGGAAGUAAUGGGAGACUAUGUGGUAAGAAAAACCAACAGGAUUAUGCCUUGGAAAUUCGAAUUUUUGAACGAAGUUUACAAUACUUUGGCUCUGGCCUAUGUGGAUCAGUAUACGGUUCCGAAGAAUUUUCGGUUUGCAGAAAAGAAUGCAUUGCUCCGCUUGCUUCGCUUUCCCUUUCCCAUGGAUAAAACCCUGGAGGCACAACAUUUCGUAUUUGGGGAUCGCUCUACGCAUCAGGAGAUCCCAGUGGAUCCGGCCAUGUCAAAAUCACGUCAAAUUCUUAACCGAUACGAACAUCGGAUGAUUUUCGCCAAAUAUCCCAUCGAAAAAAGCUAUUUACUUCACCAGAUUGCAAGCACGCAUCUUGAAUCGAACCGAUUUGACGAAUGCUGUUUUAGUGCCCGAAAGUCUAUUGAAGAGGCCAAAAACUGCAACAGCUAUAUUUGGCAAUUUCUCAGCAAUCUACUGAUUAUAAAAGCCAGUGCGGCCCUUCACAAAGUCGAACGGACCAGCGAAGCCCUAGUUAAGGCAGUUGAAAUUGCAGACAAGCUGAAAAACAAGGAUAUACUUAACUAUUUGAAUGCCUGUAUAACCUGCAACGAGGAGGAAUUUGUUGUCAAAAAGCAAAGUAUUUUUGCUAAUUCGGGCCGGCGUGACAGUAAAAACUCAGUGCGCAGUUCUCAGUCCUUACAGCAAAGCGAAUAGCCUUUUGUAUUAUUUUAUAAAACCUAAAAAUAUUGAAUAAAAAAUUCUCAGUGAAAUUGGUAUAAUAAA
Molecule: messenger RNA, 1865 nt
Organism: Drosophila rhopaloa
Lineage: Eukaryota; Metazoa; Arthropoda; Insecta; Diptera; Drosophilidae
Exons: 9
Coding region: 51-1796 (581 amino acids)
Molecular function (GO): protein binding
Source: RefSeq, a predicted model, not a curated record